GUAAUUCUGUGUUUGUUUACAUUACACAAAUAGGCUCCUUCAAUUGAACAAUAGCCUUUUCUCUGGACUAGGAGUGAGAGCUCCACACUGUGUCAUGCAAGAUGAGUUUGGAUGUGAAGAAACUGAAAGUGAACGAGCUGAAAGAGGAGCUCCAGAAGCGUGGGUUGGACUCUCGAGGACUGAAAGCAGAUCUGGUGGAGCGGCUCCUGGCGGCUCUGGAAGAUGAAAAACAGCCCACCUGUGAUGAGGAGGCGGAAACAGGAGUUGCAGAAGCUGGGAAUGAUGAACAGUCUGACCAAGAACAGGUGGCUGGUGAGAAAGAGAGCUCUGAGAUGGGCACCGAUUUUCCUGAAGUCCCUAAUGAUGAAAGCAAAAUAACGUCUGUAGAUGAGCAGCCAGCAACAGUUGAGACGGUCAGCAAGGAAGAACAUGAGGUGGCUCCAGUGAAGCUAAAAAGUGAAAAUGAUAUAAAGACAGAGGAGCAGGAGCAGAGACCUGAAGCCAGCAGUGAACGGGAAGCUCUGGAAAGCCAGCAGACUGAAGAGUGCAAGACUGAACCAGACAGACAUUCACAUCAUGGCCACAAGAGGCGCUAUGAUGAGGCCCACGGUAACAGCCAUUAUGAUCACCGUGAAGACAAGAGGUCCCGGUCACCUCAGCCUUCUGCCGAAGAGGACGAUGAAGAUUUUGAUGACACGCUGGUGGCCAUUGAUACUUAUAACAGUGAUUUGCACUUCAAAGUCUCUCCUGACCACUGCAGCGGCUAUCCUUUAACCAUUGAAGGGUUUGCUUACCUCUGGUCUGGAGCACGUGCUACAUAUGGAGUAAACAAGGGACGUGUUUGCUAUGAGUUAAAGGUAAAGGAGUAUAUAUCAGUAAAACAUCUUCCCAGCAGUGAGCCUGACCCUCAUGUUGUGAGAGUGGGCUGGUCUCUGGAUUCCUGCAGCACACAGCUUGGAGAGGAGGCGUUCUCUUAUGGCUAUGGAGGAACAGGAAAAAAGUCUACCAAUUACAAAUUUGGAGACUAUGGAGAGAAAUUUGGUGAAGGCGAUAUCAUUGGAUGUUAUAUUGAUUUUGACAGCCAUGAACAGGUGGAAAUGGCUUUCUCAAAGAAUGGGAAAUGGCUUGAUGUGGCUUUUCGUGUGUCUAAAGAAGAGCUGGCUGGUCAGGCCCUGUUUCCUCAUGUUCUGGUGAAGAAUUGCGCUGUCGAGUUCAACUUUGGCCAACGGGAGGAGCCUUAUUUUCCAUUGCCAGAUGGCUACUCCUUCAUCGGAGACGUCAGCUUGGAGAACAGGGUCAGAGGCACUGUAGGUCCAAGCAGCAAAUCUGAUUGUCAGGUCCUGAUGAUGGUUGGCCUUCCUGCUUGUGGUAAAACCACAUGGGCUGCUAAACAUGCUGAGAUGAACCCGGACAAAAGAUUUAACAUCCUGGGCACAAAUGCCAUCAUGGAGAAAAUGAAGGUGAUGGGACUGCGUCGCCAGCGGAACUAUGCCGGCCGCUGGGACAUCCUGAUUCAGCAGGCCACUCAGUGUCUGAACCGACUACUUCAGAUCGCCUCCCACAAAAAGCGCAACUACAUAUUGGAUCAGACAAAUGUAUAUGGAUCAGCCCAGAGACGAAAGAUGCGCCCUUUUGAAGGGUUUCACCGUAAGGCUGUUGUAAUUUGCCCGAGGGAUGAGGAUUUAAAGGAACGAAGGUGUAAGCAAGCUGAGGAUGGGAAAGAUGUGCCCGAUCAAGCCGUUUUAGAAAUGAAAGCCAACUUUGUGCUGCCAGAGGCGGGAGAUUUCCUGGAUGAAGUGAUGUUCAUCGAGCUGCAGAGAGACGAAGCUCGAGACUUGAUCAAACGCUACAAUGAGGAAGGUCGGAAGGCUGGACCUCCUCCUGAAAAACGCUUCAACAGCUGGGGAGACAGAAGACGUGAAAACAACAACAACCAGAGGUACGACAGUCAUGGAGGAUCAAGAGGAGGCCAUCAGAGCAGAGGAGGAUCUGGAGGAGGCUACAGCGGAGGAGGUUAUAAUCGUGAUGGCUACAGUCAGAACCGCUGGGGAGGGAAUUACAGAGACAGUCGAGACGGAUACAGCAGCAGCAGCAGCCAUCAAACUGGAGGAAACUACAAUAAUAGUCGCUAUGGCUCUUAUAACAAAGAGGGAUAUGGUCAAGGUUAUAAUCAAGGCUACAACCAGGGCAACCAGAGCAGCUAUGGCCAAGGAAAUUACAACCAAGGCUACAACUAUGGCAACUAUAAUCAGUACCCAGGAUAUGGGCAAGGGUAUCAGGACAAUCAAGGAUCUGGACAAUCCUACAACCAGCAGAACUAUAAUCAGCAGUAUCAACAGUAUGCGCAGCAAUGGCAGGAGUAUUACCAGAAUCAGAGCCAGUGGAACCAGUACUACGGUCAGUACGGGAACUACUCAGGACAGCAGGGCAGCCAGAGUUCAUACGGCUCACAGUGAACCAGAACAACAAUCUGACAUCAUUACCUCUGUAAUUACACACAUACAGACCUUGCCUUACAUGAAACGCAUCCUUCCAUUUAACGUCCACCAUUUCAUACACGCAUAUUGUUAAACAUUUACACACCCUUUUCCCAAAUCCAGGUAAACACUGGCUGGUAACUGAUUAAGCUGUGAUUGUUUUAAGCUAAAUAACUCAAUAUGGACAUUGCUGAUAUGAUCAAACUAGAUAUUAUUAGUAUCAAAUUAAGGUCAAAUUAAGGUUUAAUAGACUUUUCAAGUGUAAUUUAAAGCUAUUAUAUGGAGAUAUUCUAGUUGUAGUACCACAAAUCACCUGCAGGUGUAGUAACUGAGGUGUUUCCUCAACACUGAUUGUUUUGCCAAAAACAACUUCUGAUUUGCCUGAAAUGUGUUUAAUUUGGAAAGUAGAUGCUUUCCAUAUCAUAAAUAUGAUGUCUUCAUUUCCCACAAUUUAACAUGUGACCGUAAAAAGCAUGUUUUUUGGUUUCAAUUGUAGUUGUUCAGUGUUUGAUAUACUCAUUGCCUUCAAAAACACAAACUGAGAAGAGUUUUGUUUUGAGGACAAAAAGUUUUAUUCUUCUUGAUUUCUAUAAAAUCCUAGCUGAUUUUAAGAGCAUUGAUGAUUAUACUGGCGGAGAAAGUAUUGCAUUCAUUUAUAAAAUGUUUAGUUCGUGCUGGAUGUUUUUACUGUUCUGACCUGUCCAAUUAAUUUUUGCUUUGAGAAUUAAAUCUUAAAACACUA
Molecule: messenger RNA, 3219 nt
Organism: Danio rerio (zebrafish)
Lineage: Eukaryota; Metazoa; Chordata; Actinopteri; Cypriniformes; Danionidae
Gene: hnrnpul1
Product: heterogeneous nuclear ribonucleoprotein U-like 1
Cellular component (GO): nucleus
Source: RefSeq, marked provisional